Messenger RNA from Beta vulgaris subsp. vulgaris (sugar beet), 2290 nucleotides. RefSeq lists its product as uncharacterized. Lineage: Eukaryota; Viridiplantae; Streptophyta; Magnoliopsida; Caryophyllales; Amaranthaceae. The transcript has 4 exons. The record is from RefSeq and is a predicted model, not a curated record. The coding region runs from base 311 to 2116 and encodes 601 amino acids.
ACUAGUUGUUUUCGUUACGCGGGAUAUAACAAAUAAACAACUUCUCUUCCAAACUGCCCAACCCCAUCAGAAAAAUAAUAAAUAGUUUGCUGACUAAAACCCAACCCUUAGAUCAGGAACCUUUCUUCCUCCCUUCUUCCAUCAAUCUUCCAAAACCCAAUUCACUAAUUCACCAUUUCUCAAAUCCCCAUUUUUUUUUCUACUUCCAAAAACCCAAAAAAAUUCAAUCUUGUAUAUUAUUAUUACUUCAAUUCUUACAAAAAAAAAAACAGGGUAUUUGUCUGUUUCUUCCCAAAAUUUGAAUUGAAAAAUGGCAAUUUGGUCUGUAAAAAGUUCACCAAAAAAAUUCCAAGUAAAAGUGAAAGGAUUAAAGCUUGAAGAAUUGCAAAUUACAGAGAAAAAAGGAGUAAAAAUGGCAAUUGAAGUGAAAUGGGAAGGACCUGUGAAAUCUGGAAUUUCAUCAUUGUACAAGAAAUCUCAUCAAGUUCAAAGCUUUUUUUCCAAGGAAAUUGAGUUGCUGAAAUUGGAAGAACCCAUUGAAUGGAACAAUGAGUUUGAUCAUAUUUGCAACUUUUCAAUCAGUUCUAAAGAUCCCACUUUAUUUUCUCCUUGGAUUGUUACAUUCCACAUACUUUAUGGGAAGAGUGAAGAACAGUCAUCAUCAACAUCAUCAUCAACAAGCGGUAAAAUGCAAGUAAUAGGGAAGGCUAAAUUAAAUUUAGGAGAAUUAGCUUCGAAAAUGGAGGAACAACUUGAGCAAAAAAUACCCAUGACUUUAGAGUUGGAUGGAGUUAUCAUGGAAUCUACACUUCAAUUAAUUGUGAGCUUCAUUGAAAUGAAAGAAACCUCUCAUUCACGUACGUUAUCUCAUGACUCAUUCGGAAGUACUCAGAACUCGAAUAAUUCAUCGAGUUUGCUAAGGAGAGCUAAUAGUCAAGGGGCUACAUUAGUACAAGAGAAAGCUAAGAAAAACAAGACUCGGUUAUUUGGGAAGCAGUGGAGUAUGAAGAAUCCGGGUGCAUCUUCAGCCACAUUGAACUCGGAGAGUGAGUAUGUGGUUGUAGCAUCGAGCAGCAAAAGCGGCGAGUCGAACUCAGUGACGGAGUCGAAGAGGUUGCUGAGUUCGGAGACACAGUUGGAUUUGGUCAAGAAAGGUGGGUUUUGGAAAUGGAAGAGGAGGAAAUCCAUGAAGAAAGAAGAGAAUGUUGAGUCUACUCUGGAUGCAAACAAAUCGAGUAACCCUAGCAGUUGGGAAGAAAGGGAACUGAUGAGCAGAGAUGGGAGGACAAAGCUCAAAGCCAAUGUGUUUUUUGCCUCAUUUGACCAACGUAGCGAGCAAGCAGCAGGCGGGAGCGCAUGUGCAGCCAUUGUGGCAAUAGUUGCCCACUGGCUCCAAGUCAACCCGGACUUGAUGUUAACCGGACCUGAGUUUGAUCGCCUCAUCACUGAGGGCUCCUUAGAGUGGAGAAAACUUUGCAACCACGAGUCAAACAAAGACUUCCAACCGGACCAUCACUUUGAUCUCGAAACAAUUCUAAGAGCUGAACUCCGACCCCUAGCUGUCCUCCCAAACAACUCUCGAUUUGGGUUCUUCCACCCAGAGGAGUUUGACCACCUAAAAGACGCUGCAUCUUUCGAUGAGAUUUGGAACGAAAUCAACACAAAUGUAAAUGAGCUAGAGCCACGAGUCUACAUUGUGAGGUGGAACGAACAUUUCUUUAUACUAAAGGUGGAGGCUAACGUGAACUACAUCAUUGACUCCCUAGGGGAACGGCUCUAUGAAGGGUGUAAUCAGGCAUAUGUCCUAAAGUUCGAUGAUUCGACAGUGAUGCUCGAGAAGGGCGAGGAGAAAAGUGAAGAUAAGGUGAUUUGUAAAGGGAAGGAGUGUUGUAGAGAAUACAUGAAGAGGUUUCUUGCAGCUAUUCCACUCAGGGAGUUGAAAGAGGAAGAGGCUAAGGGAAAAACAGUGGAUGUGUUUGUGUUGUAUAAAAGGCUGCAAAUUGAUUUUCAUCUGAGUUCUAAUUCAUCUGCUGUUUCUACAGCUAAUACUUCAAAUACAGCCUCUCCUGAUACUCAACCUCUGUUUCUAGGUGUUGAUGAAUUUGUACAGGUAUAGAAUAGUUUGUGUAUAGAAAAUGAAGUGGUUAGAAAUUUAGCUUAGGAUUAGAAAACCUCAUGACUGUGCUAGUGAGAAACUCAACUGUGAUUGUUCUUCUCUUUUGAUUGAAAAGUUUUGUCAAUAAAAUUGAGAAGAAAAUUGUAAAAGAAAAUAAAAAUUAGUAGUACUAUA